AUGGCUCCCACUCAGUGCGGAGCUCCAGCCUGUAUCAUGUCCCUGCUGCGUUUCUGGGGCCCAUGGCCCCUCCUCAUGCGGCAACUAUUCUGUUUACUAGUCAAGGAGGCUCAGCCUCUGGAGUGGGUCCAGGACCCACUCCAGCUGACCUCUAACCCCCUGGGGCCGCCUGAGCCCCGGUCUUCCCGCUCCUCCCAUCUGCCAUGGGACUCUCCCCAUGUGCCCACUCCCCCGGCAGACCCGGGGGACUUUGAUUACCUGGGGCCCUCUGCUUCCUCGCAGAUGUCAGCCCCACCCCGGGAAUCGACUGAAAAUUUGGUUCCAUUCCUGGACACAGAUUCAGCUGAAGAGCUGCCCCUGGGGCCAGAGCAGUUCUCCGCUGCACACCAGGAUUUAAAUGACAAGCUGACUCCGGAAGAAAGGCUCCCAGAGGUGGUCCCACUGCUGGACGGGGAUCAGAACCAGACCCUAGUUCAGCUUCCUCGUCUCAAAAGUAAGGUUUCACCUGCAGAUCUAGAUCGGGCUGCAGGUCAUCAGGCAGAUGAAAUACUUGUUCCGCUAGACAGUAAGAUUUCAAAACCAACCACAUUUAUUGUUUCACCCAAGAACCUGAAGAAAGAUCCAGCUGAGCGUUGGAGCCUUGCUGAGAUUGUCGGAAUUCCACACCCAUUAUCCAAACCUCAGCGUGAGAAACAGACUUUGCAGGAUGAAUAUUCGAGUAUGGACACACUGUAUCCCGGCAGCCUGCCUCCAGAACUCCGGGUGAACUCAGAUGCGCCUCCAGGGCCCCCUGAGCGAGUUGGACUUUCUCAAUUCCAUCUAGAGCCUGAAACUCAAAAUCCAGAGACGCUUGAAGACAUCCAGUCCUCUUCAUUCCCGCAAGAAGCCCCAGGGCAGUUUCCACAGCUCCCUGAGGAGGAAGAACCUUCUUCAACCCAGCAGGAGGCCCCAGCUCUGCCUCCAGCAUCCUCUGUGGAGAGUCUAACUCUACCGAAUCGUGAGGUGACAGUUCAGCCUCCAGGUGAGGAUCAAGCUCAUUUUAACUUGCCCAACAUUACAGUUAAACCUGCAGAUGUGGAGGUUACCAUAACUUCAGAGCCUACCAAUGAGACAGAAUCUUCCCAAGCCCAGCAGGAGGCGCCAAUUCAGUUUCCAGAGGAGGCGGAACCUUCUGCAACCCAACAGGAGCCCCCAACUGAGCCUCCAGGUCCUCCUAUGGAGCAUGAACUUUCCCCCAGUGAGCAGGAGCAGCCAGCUCAGCCUUUGGAAUCUUCUGGGGAGGUUGAGUCUUCUCCAGCCCAGCAGGAGGCCCCAGCUCAGCCUCCAGAACAUCAUGAAGUCACAGUUUCACCUCCUGGUCACCAUCAAGCUCAGCAUUCAGAUUUGCCCAGUGUCUCUGUUAAGCCUCCAGAUGUGCAGCUCACCAUAGCAACAGAGCCUAGUGCAGAGGUGGGAACUUCUCCAGUCCUCCAGGAGGCUACAGCUCAGCUCUCAGGGCCAGGUAAUGAUGUAGAACCUCCCACCAUCCAGCACGGGGGCCCACCUCUGCCUCCAGAGUUAUCGGAAGAGGCUGGACCUUCAGCAAUUCAACAGACUUCAGUUCAAUCUCCGGAACCUGUUAAUAGUGAGAACCCCUCUCCAACCCAGCAGGAGGCUGCAGCUGAGCAUCCACAGACCGCUGAGGAGGGUGAGUCUUCUCUAACCCAGCAGGAGGCCCCAGCUCAGACUCCAGAGCUCCCUAAUGUAGUUGUAGCUCAACCUCCAGAGCAUUCAAACCUGACUCAAGCCACAGUUCAACCUUUGGACCUGGGACUUACCAUCACUCCAGAAUCCACUACGGAGGUUGAACAUUCUACACCCCUGAAGAAGACUCUAGUUCCUUCAAAGCAUCCUAAGGUGACACUUCCACAUCCAGACCAGGUUCAGACUCAGUAUUCACGCCUGACUCAAGCCACAGUUCAACCUUUGGACCUAGGGUUUACCAGCACUCCAGAAUCCACAACAGAGGUUGAACCUUCCACAGCCCUGACGACUACAGCUCCUCCUCCAGAACACCCUGAGGUGACACUUCCACCUUCAGACAAGGGUCAGGCUCAGCAUUCACACCUGACUCAAGUCACAGUUCAACCUCUGGCCCUGGAGCUUACCAUAACUACAGAAUCUACUACAGAGGUUAAACCAUCUCCAACCACAGAGGAGACCUCAACUCAGCCUCCAGACCCGGGGCUUGCCGUAACUCCCGAGCCCACUACAGAGACUGGACAUUCUACAGCCCUGGAGAUGACUACAGCUCCUCGUCCAGACCAGGUUCAGACUCUGCAUCGAAAACUGACCGAAGUCACAGGUCCACGUACUGAACUAGAACCUACUCAAAAUUCACUGGUGCAGUCUGUAAGUUAUGCCCAAAAUAAGACUUUAACUGUACCAGAGGAACAGAAGGCCUCCACAAGCACCAACAUAUGUGAGCUCUGUACCUGUGGAGAUGAGACGCUGUCAUGUAUUGAUCUCAGCCCAAAGCAGAGGCUCCGCCAAGUGCCUGUGCCAGAGCCCAACACCUACAAUGGCACCUUCACCAUCUUAAAUUUCCAAGGAAACUAUAUUUCUCACAUUGAUGGAAAUGUAUGGAAAGCAUACAGUUGGACUGAGAAACUAAUUCUCAAUGAAAAUUAUUUGACUGAAUUACAUAAGGAUUCAUUUGAAGGCCUGCUAUCCCUCCAGUAUUUAGAUUUAUCCUGCAAUAAAAUACAGUCUAUUGAAAGACAUACAUUUGAACCACUACCAUUUUUGCAAUAUAUAAAUCUUGGUUGCAAUUUACUCACAGAACUGAGCUUUGGAACAUUUCAGGCCUGGCAUGGAAUGCAGUUUUUACACAAGUUAAUUCUCAAUCGCAAUCCUCUGACAACUGUUGAAGAUCCAUAUCUCUUUAAAUUGCCGGCAUUAAAAUAUUUAGACAUGGGAACAACUCAAGUCCCACUUGCAACACUUAAGAACAUUCUCACGAUGACUGUUGAACUGGAAAAACUGAUCUUACCUAGCCAUAUGGCCUGCUGCCUCUGCCAAUUUAAAAACAGCAUUGAGGCACCACCCAAAAUACUUUUAAUUCUGGAAAAGAAAAUCAGCUGCACACUGGUACACUUGACCUUCAUGCAGUCAGAAGCUUUGGAUGAUUCUGCAUGCAAAAUAUUAGAGAUGAAAUGA
Messenger RNA from Mandrillus leucophaeus (drill), 3198 nucleotides. RefSeq names its product leucine-rich repeat-containing protein 37A3-like. The transcript is spliced from 9 exons. The record is from RefSeq and is a predicted model, not a curated record. Gene Ontology annotation, molecular function: protein binding. The coding region runs from base 1 to 3198 and encodes 1065 amino acids. NCBI's taxonomy places the organism in Eukaryota, Metazoa, Chordata, Mammalia, Primates, Cercopithecidae.